Messenger RNA from Hibiscus syriacus, 1229 nucleotides. RefSeq names its product zinc transporter 5-like. Gene Ontology annotation, cellular component: plasma membrane. The record is from RefSeq and is a predicted model, not a curated record. Gene Ontology annotation, biological process: zinc ion transmembrane transport. The transcript has 3 exons. NCBI's taxonomy places the organism in Eukaryota, Viridiplantae, Streptophyta, Magnoliopsida, Malvales, Malvaceae. Bases 17 to 1078 code for a protein of 353 amino acids. Gene Ontology annotation, molecular function: zinc ion transmembrane transporter activity.
UUCCUCGUUUGCAGCCAUGAUCCACUUAAAAUCCUUCACAUUUCUUUGCUGCUUUCUAACCCUAAUUCCCUCCCUUGUACGAGGGGACUGCACAUGCGAACCCGAAGAUGAAGAUCGGGACAAGUCUCAAGCCCUCAAAUUGAAGAUGGCUGCUAUAGCCUCCAUCCUCGUCGCCGGAGCCAUCGGUGUUUGCUUCCCUAUGCUUGGGAAAACCGUCAAGGCUUUACGUCCGGAGAAAAACAUCUUCUUUAUCAUCAAAUCCUUCGCCGCCGGAGUCAUUUUGUCCACCGGCUUCAUCCAUGUUCUUCCUGACGCUACAGAGAACUUAACGUCUCCUUGCCUCAAUGAGAAUCCUUGGGGGAAGUUUCCGUUCGCCGGACUCGUGGCGAUGGCUGCUUCCAUCGGUACAUUGAUGAUCGAUGUGUUUGCUACGUCUCAUUACACCAAGUCUCACCUCCAUAAAACCCAACAGAGCGACGGUGGUGAUGAAGAGAAAACAGGGGAAAACGAAAAUCAUUUGCCGGUUCAUACUCAUGCCACUCAUGGCCAUGCUCAUGGUUCCGUUUCUAUGCUUCAGCCUUCGGAUUCAGCUCAGCUCCUUCGGCACCGAGUAGUAUCUCAGGUUUUGGAAUUGGGAAUAGUGGUGCACUCGGUGAUCAUAGGGAUAUCUUUGGGUGCUUCUGAAAGUCCAAAGACGAUAAGGCCAUUGGUGGCUGCACUCACCUUUCAUCAGUUCUUUGAAGGCAUGGGACUUGGUGGAUGCAUUUCCCAGGCGGAAUUCAAGUGUCGAGCAGUGACGAUCAUGGCACUGUUUUUCUCGCUGACAACGCCGGUGGGAAUAGCAAUAGGAAUAGGAAUAACAAACGUAUAUGACGAGAGCAGCUCGACCGCGCUUAUCGUGGAAGGGUUGUUGAACGCAGCAUCAGCCGGGAUCCUAAUAUACAUGGCGCUGGUGGAUCUUCUGGCUGCUGAUUUCAUGAACCCAAAGUUGCAGAACAAUGGAUUACUACAAGUUGGAGCAAGUGUUUCUCUUCUUCUAGGGGCUACUCUGAUGUCUCUCUUGGCUAUUUGGGCUUAAAAUACUGUCCCCUCCUAUAUUUACUUUACACACUCAAAUGGAUUUUAUUAAAUUUUUUUCUUCUGCUCUACUUGUGUAUUCUCACAAGAGGGAUUGGUGUCGGUUUCUCCUUGCAAAAACACAGUAUGUUAAUUAGAAAGCUUUGAGCUAU